Messenger RNA from Lodderomyces pseudojiufengensis, 1425 nucleotides. Its product is annotated as alpha-ketoacid dehydrogenase kinase family protein. The transcript has a single exon. The record is from RefSeq and is a predicted model, not a curated record. Gene Ontology annotation, molecular function: pyruvate dehydrogenase (acetyl-transferring) kinase activity. Gene Ontology annotation, cellular component: mitochondrion. The coding region runs from base 1 to 1425 and encodes 474 amino acids. NCBI's taxonomy places the organism in Eukaryota, Fungi, Ascomycota, Pichiomycetes, Serinales, Debaryomycetaceae. Gene Ontology annotation, biological process: regulation of glucose metabolic process; protein phosphorylation.
AUGAUUCCACGAACUACAAAAUGCCAAAAAUGUCACCGAUAUGUAUUCAAAAGACUAAAUACUACAUCCUCAGUUAGUCCUUUCUCCUACAUUCAUGCUGAUGCUUUAUCAGAUAUCAGUAAAGAAGAGAUUGCCAAACAUAUAAAAAAUCUUGGUCCCUUUCCCACAUAUUCAAAUAUCUUAAAUCCUCAACAUUUUUAUCAAAAUGCUGUACUACUAGAUUAUUCCAAAAGAGAUCCUCAUCCAGUAUCAUUAAGACAAUUAGCUGGAUUUGGAAAUACAUUAACUAAACAAAAAAUUAUAAAUAGUGCAAAUUUUGUAAGAAUUGAAUUACCAAUAAGAUUAGCUUUAAGAAUUCGAGAUUUACAAACAUUACCAUUUGGAGUUGUAAAUAAUUUCCAUUUAGCUCAAAUUUAUGAAAGUUAUUAUCAUCUGUUUAAUGCAUUUAGAAAAAUCCCCAAGAUCAAUACAAUUGAAGAAAAUGAAAAUUUUUGUAAAACUUUAUCAACUUUAUUAGAUGAUCAUUUAUUUAAUUUAUCACAUUUAUUAAUGGGUGCUUUAGAAAUAUCAAUAGCUGAAAGUUUACCACAACAUGAAUUAGAUUCAUUUAUGAGUUCAAUGUUAAGAUCAAGAAUAAGUAGAAGAGUUAUAGUUGAAGAACAUUUAUCAUUAAGUGAAAAUUAUUUAAAAAAACCAUAUGAUAAAAAACCUCCUCAUUAUUUAGGUGAAAUGUUUCAAAAUUGUAAUGCAGUUGAUCAAUUUAAUCAAGUUUCAUCAAUGAUAAAAAAGUCAUUAAUUGAAAAAUAUCCAGAAAUUGAUUCCUUACCUGAUUUAAAAAUUGAAGGUGAUUUAAAUUGUAAAUUUCAAUUUAUGAUACCCCAUUUACAUUAUUUAAUUCAUGAAAUUUUAAAAAAUUCUUAUGAAGCUACAAUAAAUUUUCAUAAAGAUAAACCACCACCAAUAAAAGUUACUAUUAUAGACCUGAAAAAAAAUGUUUUAUUUAGAAUUUCAGAUCAAGGAGGUGGUAUAAAUCAUAAUAAAUUAAAACUGAUUUGGUCAUUUGGUAAAUCACCAGAAUUAGCAAGAAAAAGUUUAGCAAAUUUUCAUAGUAUACCAGGUUUACAAUUAUAUUCAAAUUUAAAAGUUACUGCAUCAGGUUCAUCAAUUGUUAAUAAUAAUAAUGAUGAAAAUCAAUCAUUUAUUGAAAUGCAAGAAAAAGCUAAAAAAAAAUCAACUUUAUCUGAUUUAAUGUCAAGACCUCAAGAAUUUAAAUUAGGUAUGGGAUUACCAAUGUGUUCUGUAUAUGCAGAUUAUUGGAAUGGUAAAUUAGAAAUGAAUUCAUUAGAAGGUUAUGGAAGUGAUACUUCUUUAACUUUAAGUAAAUUAGGUUAUCAUAGUAAUAUUAUUCAACUUGAUAGAGCUUGA